Messenger RNA from Maudiozyma barnettii, 1401 nucleotides. It is a transcript of the gene WTM2, whose product is annotated as transcriptional modulator. The record is from RefSeq and is a predicted model, not a curated record. The transcript has a single exon. Gene Ontology annotation, molecular function: histone binding. Bases 1 to 1401 code for a protein of 466 amino acids. Gene Ontology annotation, biological process: regulation of gene expression. Gene Ontology annotation, cellular component: Rpd3L-Expanded complex; nucleus; Rpd3L complex. NCBI's taxonomy places the organism in Eukaryota, Fungi, Ascomycota, Saccharomycetes, Saccharomycetales, Saccharomycetaceae.
AUGCAGAGAAGAAAUACACCAUUUAGAAGGGGAACCCCAUCACUAUAUCAUCAUCUAUCAAUGUUAAAACCUUCAUUUGUUUCACGUGUAGACAACGUACUACAUUAUGAUAAGACUAUUACAUUUAGAAGUGAAAUUAUCCCGGAUAAGGCAAAGGGAAUCUUGAGUACUAGUCUCUUGUAUUCUCAAGGUAGUGAUAUUUAUGAAAUCGACUGUUCUUUACCAUUAGAAUCCUUCUACCCUUCAUCAUCGAAUAAGAAAUCUACAAAGAAUGAGAAGAAAGACGAUAAUAAGGAUACAACUACAAAGGAUAACGGAGAUAAAGAAAAUAAUGAGCAAAAGAAUAAAACAGCAAGUUUUGACGAUGCUUUUGCUGCCGUCGAAGGGAAGAGAUUAUCUCCUAAAUGGGCCUAUCUUGGGGAAACAGUUUCUAAGAUGAGUUAUUUGGAUAGUUCAGACGAUAGUACAAUGAUUGCAAUGUCAAAAAAUGGUUCUUUAGCAUGGUUCCGUGAUGGAAUUAAAGUACCCGUUCAUAUUGUUCAAGAAAUGAUGGGUCCUUCCACAUCAUAUGCGGCUAUGCAUUCUCAUGUAAGGCCUAAUAAUUUGGCUGUUUCGGAUUUUGGUUUAUCAUCUAAUUUAGAUACCUUAGUGAAAUCUCAUAGUAACGGUUCUGAAGAAGAUAGUAUAUUAAAGAUUAUAGAUAAUGCAGGAAAACCAGGGGAAAUUUUAAGGACAUUACAUGUCCCUGGAACCACAGUUACACAUACAGUACGAUUCUUUGAUAAUUACCUUUAUGGGACAUGUUCUGAUGACAAUACAUUAAGAUUCUGGGAUACUCGUACUGCUGAAAAGCCCUUAUUUAUAUUAACUGAACAUCAAAAUGGUAGAUUAAAUUCUUUCGAUACGUCACAGGUCACUGGUGAAUUGUUUGUAACUGGUUCAUCUACUGGUGUUAUUAAAUUAUGGGAUAUUCGUGCUGUAGAGAAUGCCACUACGGAUUUAACACAUAGGCAAAAUGGUGAAGAUCCAAUUCAGAAUGAAUUGGUAUCAUUAUAUCAUUCUGGUGGUGAUUCUGUAGCGGAUGUUGCAUUCUCAGAGACUUCAUCGUCUGAAUUCAUCACAGUAGGUGGUACUGGCAACGUAUACCAUUGGGAUAUGGAGUAUCUAUUUGGACGUAACGAUGAUGAUAAUGAGGAUGAUUCUACGACGCCUGCCGCCCCAGAAGAAUUACAGGGUCAAUGUUUGAAAUUUUUCCAUACAGCUGGUGGUAGACGUACCUCCGCACAACAAGGUAAAAGAAAUAUUGUGGCUAUGCAUCCAGUGAUUGAUGAUCUAGUAUGUACAGUUACACCAGAUAGUCAACUCUCCUUAUAUAGACCACUGAAACUAAGGUCAGUGUGA